This is a messenger RNA of Hippopotamus amphibius kiboko, 3632 nucleotides long. RefSeq names its product limb development membrane protein 1 (gene LMBR1). The record is from RefSeq and is a predicted model, not a curated record. Gene Ontology annotation, biological process: signal transduction. The transcript is spliced from 18 exons. Lineage: Eukaryota; Metazoa; Chordata; Mammalia; Artiodactyla; Hippopotamidae. Bases 419 to 1834 code for a protein of 471 amino acids. Gene Ontology annotation, molecular function: transmembrane signaling receptor activity.
GCCCCGGCCCGCGCGGUGCCCGCCCUCGGCAGCCGGAGCGGCUUCCCCUGAGGUGGCGGCUGAGGCGGCGGCUGAGGCGGCGGCCGGGGUCGUGGUCGCGGUCCCUGCAGCGGCCGGCUGUCCGCCCGCUCCCGUCCCGUCCCGGCCGGCGGGGCGGCCGUCCAGCCCCUCGGGCCAGCAGGCGAUGGUGCGGCGAAGCGCGCGGACGCGGGCGGCGCGGCGGCGGGCAUGAAGGAGGAUGGAAGGGCAGGACGAGGUGUCGGCGCGGGAGCAGCACUUCCACGGCCAAGUGCGGGAGUCCACGGACCUCGUGAGCAGUGUGUUCGUGGAAGCUUUCCUUCAGGCCGUUUGCACCCAUCACUCUUAUGGCAUUUACUCCCUGUCGUCAUCUUGAGUGGCUGAAGCCCAUCAGCUAUAAAUGAAAAAGAUCUGUUUCCUUCUCUUUGCCAUUCUCUACAUUGUCUCCUACUUCAUUAUCACAAGAUACAAGAGAAAAUCAGAUGAACAAGAAGAUGAAGAUGCCAUAGUCAACAGGAUUUCGUUGUUUUUGAGCACGUUCACUCUAGCAGUUUCAGCUGGGGCAGUUUUGCUUUUACCCUUCUCAAUAAUCAGCAAUGAAAUCCUGCUUUCUUUUCCUCAAAACUACUAUAUUCAGUGGCUAAAUGGCUCCCUGAUUCAUGGUUUGUGGAACCUUGCUUCUCUCUUUUCCAAUCUUUGUUUAUUUGUGUUGAUGCCCUUUGCCUUCUUCUUUCUGGAAUCGGAAGGUUUUGCUGGCCUGAAGAAGGGAAUCCGAGCCCGAAUUUUGGAAACACUGGUCAUGCUUAUUCUUCUGGCCUUGCUUAUUCUUGGGAUGGUGUGGGUAGCCUCGGCGCUCAUUGACAAUGACGCUGCGAGUAUGGAAUCUUUAUACGAUCUCUGGGAGUUCUACCUACCUUAUUUAUAUUCCUGUAUAUCAUUGAUGGGAUGUUUGUUACUUCUCUUGUGCACGCCGGUCGGCCUCUCCCGCAUGUUCACGGUCAUGGGGCAGCUGCUGGUGAAGCCAACAAUUCUUGAAGACCUGGAUGAACAAAUUUAUAUCAUCACCCUAGAGGAAGAGGCACUCCAGAGACGACUGAAUGGACUCUCUUCAUCAGUGGAGUACAAUAUAACAGAGCUGGAACAAGAACUUGAAAACGUAAAGACGCUUAAGACAAAAUUAGAGAGGCGCAAAAAGGCUUCAGCAUGGGAAAGAAACUUGGUAUAUCCUGCUGUUAUGGUUCUCCUUCUUAUUGAGACAUCCAUUUCGGUCCUCUUGGUGGCUUGUAAUAUUCUUUGCCUGUUGGUUGAUGAAACAGCAAUGCCAAAGGGAACAAGGGGGCCUGGAAUAGGAAAUGCUUCUCUUUCUGCUUUUGGUUUUGUGGGAGCUGCACUUGAAAUCAUUUUGAUUUUCUAUCUUAUGGUGUCCUCUGUUGUCGGUUUCUAUAGCCUCCGAUUUUUUGGAAACUUUAUUCCCAAGAAGGAUGACACAACUAUGACAAAGAUCAUUGGGAAUUGUGUGUCAAUCUUGGUCUUGAGCUCCGCACUGCCUGUUAUGUCAAGAACACUGGGAAUCACUAGAUUUGAUCUACUUGGAGACUUUGGAAGGUUUAAUUGGCUGGGAAAUUUCUAUAUUGUGUUAUCCUACAAUUUGCUUUUUGCUAUCGUGACAACAUUGUGUCUGGUCAGAAAAUUCACCUCUGCUGUACGAGAAGAACUUUUCAAGGCCCUAGGGCUUCAUAAACUUCACUUGUCACAUACUUCAAGGGAUUCAGAAACCACAAAGCCGUCUGCAAAUGGGCAUCAGAAAGCACUGUGAGACCCACAGCACCGCUCUACAGUCAAGAGCCUGCGCACCCCAAACGCGUGACAUUCCCGUCAGGCAGGGCCCUUUCCCGCUGGCUGUGCUCCACGUUUAGGGCCUGGGCCUGUCCGUGUCCUGGUUUUCACGGGCUCAGAGCUCGGCUAUUGCAGGUUGUCCUCUUUUAUUUACCUUUGGGAUGGACCUUGUAGUUUCCAGCCAAGCACAGGCUCCUCAGGGCAGCAUGUCUUCUGGGGACGCGUUUACUUGCAUCAGUUGUGGCCCCAUGUGAGAACGUUAGGAAAGACAGACUUCGGGGCUUCCUAAGGAUUCACUUAAAUCUUGUGAUACAGUCCAUUCGAAAUGUAGGCACCUACACAAAAGGCAUCCUUGUACUUAGAUGUGACGUUUCUGCAAAAAUGAAAGCUUAUAGAUGUUAUUGUAGUGGGUAUGUUGGAACUACAGUGGUUGCAAAUUAUAUUUUUCACUUCCUUAAAGAAAAACAAAAGCAUAGUUCUGAUUUAGGUUACAGAAUGAUAUUGAUUGGCCUUUGAGUCAAGGGGAAAAAAGAAAAUUCUUUUAAAGCCUGAGCCUUGGUGGAACACCACAGGAAUACCUUCUGCUGUCCAGUGUAAUAAGCUAUGGUAGGAAGUAUUAUGUAAUCACAGUUUCUGAGAGCUUAUGUGUAUAUAAUUCAAUAUUACCUCUCAUAACAUAGUUGCCAGUGUUGGACACACUUGUAACUUAGGUUUUGCCUUAUAGGCUAUAUGUACACUCAGUUUUUUUUUAAGCAUUUUUUUUUUUCCCAGAAACCCCUUAAUUCCCUGUGCCCCGUGUCUAUUAUGAAACUACAAGUGCUCAGUGGUAGACACCCUCUCUGUUGCCACAUCCUUCAGGCUUUGGUCCCUUCUGUACAUGCCAACUUAAACCUCAGACUUACAAAAGUUACCAUUUAACACCCCAAACACACAGCAUCAGCGUUCAUGAUGUAAGAAAAGCUGUGCAGUGUAUUGUGAUCUGAUGAUCAUGCAGUUAUUAAAUUGUAAAUAAUUCUUGGGAUGGGUUCUUGGCUUUAAGCCCACGGAAUAAAAAUGGUAACGGUGUACUCAGUGUCACCACCCACUAGGAUAGAACACUAGAAGUUGUGAUGCAGAAAGAGGAGAUGGGUCCAUUUGCACACCACUCAUAUCAUGCAGCCUCUAUAACUACAUGUGUUCAAAGACACUGUGUGUACGGCAAUAGACUGUGUGCAGACAAAAGUAAAAGAACAAUUUUCUCAAACUGUUGAAUUUAAAGGGUUUUGGGGAGAAGUUUAUGAAAAACAGGCUGUAUGUAUCUGACAUCAAAAUUUCCACUUAGAGCCAAAAUAAUAAGAAAAAGUAACCUAGAACUCCAUUGUGUAUACUUCUUUAUUUACACCUCUGCAUUUCCUUCUAAGCGUCUCUUCUUGUUAAAAUGCAGCUUAGUUUUAAAAUAAAAGAACAUUUUGUGAUUCUACACAACAUUCAGUAAAUACCACCAGUCUAGUAUGGGUGAAUUUCUCAGCAUAAGAUCCACAUACUGAGAAAAUUAACAAAAAUCAGUGGUAAUUAUACCUAUUUAAGCAUUAAUUGCAAGUUUUGAUUUUUACUGAAACUUGCUUGCUUUGAGCAGAUCAGGUCAAGGGGAGAAGAGAAAGGAAUUCCUUUAAAUAAAAGAAUAUCACUUUUAACUUACACCAGUUUCAGGGCACACAUCCAGAGGAAGAGCUUCUUGUAUUUGUAAGAUGUCUGAAAAUUUCUGAGUAAAAUAUUAAACUUUUCAAUGUCUGUAUCAA